AGGUGAAACAGCCUCUUAUUCGUUCACUUUGCGGAACAAGAAGGAAGACAGAAAGGCUAAAGUUUUCGCACAAGCAAAUUACUAGAGCUUUGCUCUUGCUGUUGACUGUAGCAGUUAACGAUGGCUUCAGAAUACAGCUGGGUACCUAGCCAACGUGAAUAUGACAUGGAGAAACAAGAGAGACAGUGCAAAUCUGUUCCAACAGAGGAGCACCCAUUAAGGGGGACUGUUGUAACAAAUUUGUCAAGCAAAGGAACAAAGGAGAAAAAGAAAGAGAAGCCAAAAGAACAGGCUGAAAUGUUAGAUCCACUGUCAAUGAUGGCAACACAGACCUUUGAAGGCAUUGAUCCAUUAUCAAUGAUGCUACAAGAACAGACUUUGGAAGAAAAGAAGAAGGAACCUAUCAAGAGUAGGUUUAGUCAAGCAGAAAUUACAGAAACUGAAGAAGAAUAUAUUGAUGAUAGUUUUGAGGCUUGGACAAGCAAGAAAAUAAAUAUUCUGUCAAAAUAUACAACAUCAGAGAGACUUUCAAUAACAACUAGUUUUCUCUCUGGAACCCAAGUAGACAAAGCAAAACAAAUGACGACAACUGCAACAGAUAAAAUGAAGACAAGGUUAGAACAGCUUGAUGAUUUUGAAGAGGGAUCAUUAAAAGAAAUGCUAAACCUCAGCCAGCAGGAUUAUGUCAACAAGAUUGAUGACCUAAAUCAGGAGCUGUUAAAGGCGUGGGGUGCUGAUCAACGAGUGAAAUCACUGAAAAUAUCAAUACAGUGCGCCAAGCUGCUUGGUGAUAUAUCCGUGAUGCCUUUCUAUCCAAGCAAAUUUGUGUUGGUGACAGAUAUUCUCGAUAAUUUUGGAACUUUGGUGUACGAGCGAAUCAAGAGCAAGUCUGUCAUAGUUACUGGUGGUUCGAAUAAACCAGUUCCACUUCCUGAUGACUUUACACCGGAUCAAGUACCCGAGAGUGCCAAGGAAACCUGUAGGAACUGGUUUUACAAAGUGGCGUCAAUCAGAGAAUUGAUACCAAGACUGUACGUGGAAAUGGCAAUCUUGAAGUGUUAUAAUUUUCUAACUAAAGGGGAGUAUUACCGGGCACUGACGCGACUUGUAAGGCAAAUUCGUGGCAUUGGAAACCCGUUGGUUGCUUGUUACGCAAGAGCGUACUUGUGUCGGGUUGGUAUGAACGUUGCUCCGAAAGUGAAAGACCACCAGAAGCCAUGUGUCUUUGAUUUUCUCUUUUCAUACGGACAGAUGACCGAUGUAAGUGUACAGAAUUCUCUGGCAAAGCAAGGAAUUGAGAUGCCAAAGUACCUGCAAUUAUACGCGCCUGCCGUUGAAUGGAUCCUACAGUGCAUAUCUUUCAAAGCAUCAGAGGAGGUACUUGCCGAAAUUUUGGAGAAUUGCAAAUCUUGCCACAGCACGAUGGUUUUGAAUUCAGUCAUGUCGUCAUUUGACCCGGCUUUCAUUUCCAAAAGAGCAAUGGAAAUCAGUGCAUUGAUCAAGGAAUGUGAUGAUUUUGGAUUACCCAAGAGCCAAUUGUACAAAACUUUGGGUAAUUCUGUCACCGUAGCUGACCCUCCUGAGAGUGAUCGGCUUAGUUUACUCAACGAGGUGUGGAAAGUUGUAACAAAAAUCAAAGAUCCAGCAGUUUAUAUUGAAGUUGCAGAUGCUUGGAUUGAAUACCCAAUUAAACAUUUUACGGCUCGUGAAUUGAAUACGCUUCUUGGAGAUAUUAUUAAACAUAUGACACCUGAUAGAGCUUUCGAAGACCAUUAUCCGCAACUUAUCUCGAUUGUCUCCAAAGUCGUCAGCAAUAUGAAAGACUUCAAUGCAUUGUUCCAGAUGGAAAAGUUUUUACCUUUCUUGGACAUGUUUCAAAAGGAGUCGAUGAAAGUCGAUGCUUGCAAAACAAUUAUGGAAGCUUUCAUACGCUUUCAGAAAGAAGAUACUACUGACCCUGUUAUCAUCAAUGCACUGACUCAAAUAUGCAAAACGAUGCAUGAUUCUGUAAACUCUUUAUCACUGGAAGAUAAUCGAAGGUUUAUUGGAAAUUUAAUUUCCCGUUUUGUGCAAACGGUCGAUUACGGAAGAGAUUUUGAGCAGCAAUUGAACUUUUAUGUUUUAGCAAGAGACAGUUUUACUAAUUUAGACAAUGUGCUGACAGUCCUAGUUCAGAGAGUGAACUCCUUGGCGAUGAGAACACGUGAUAUUGUUAAGGGAAAUCAUACAAGAAAAACGGCUGCAUUCGUUCGGGCCUGCAUGGCGUACUGCUUUAUUACCAUCCCUUCGAUGAUCGACAUAUUUCAAAGGCUAAAGCUUUAUCUUCUCUCUGGACAAGUUGCAUUAGCUAAUCAAGCUAUUGGACAAGCUGAUGCGUUUUUGAGGACUGCAGUAAAUCUUAUAGCUGAAGUGCCUGCAACAAUUGAAAUCGACCUGAAGGCUAGGACAUCCGAACCAUACCUUAAAGAGUUCAUAUACAACCUGUUAUCCACUUUGCUUGUUGUUCCGGAUCACCCAGAGCAUGGAACCCUGUACCUUUUUCGAGGACUUCUAAAUGUUGUCCAAGAUUACGCUUGGGAAGAAAGCUCGGAUGCGAGGGCGAGGGUCUAUCUAAACGCUAUUGUAACACUGUCAGCAUCAUGCCAGGAUUCCUAUUUAUAUCAAAUCGACAAAGUCGAUUCCAACGACAAGCUGUAUGGUGCAGACAAGAAGUUUAUAGCGGAGGUGGUAAAAAUAGUGGAUACUUUAUUGAAACAAGUUCUCGAAGACAUUAUAAGUUUUGGUGAAAAGAAUCCAAAAGUACAAGGCCAGCUGUUAAUAGCAUUGAUCAAUAGAAUAAUCAUAAGUGCUGACCUUGAGUCACCUCAAAUGACGAAACUUGCCUUGAAUCUCUGGAAAAAGGCACAAGAUAAUCCUAGAUCUGAUGGCAAGCUUAUGGGGCGAAUUUUACGCCAUGUCAAAGAGGCAAACCAGAAUAAACGGAGCUUCCAAGACCUUGCCAUCGCCAUGACACAGCCAUCCAGAGCCUGAAUUCGUAAAUAAUUUUUGUAAAGUUAAUUAAUCCUUCUAUGAAUAGACUACAGAGUCUACCAUUCGUAUUAUGAUUGAAUAUUAUUUGCAAUUUCUUCCUACGAGAAAGUCAUGUAUGUAUAGACUCGUUUUCGACGAGUGUUUUUGGUUAAUACGAUUAAGUGCCUCAAUACCAGUAGCAAGGACCCCUUAAGUUUUUACAGGCUAGAAAGCUUUCAAUAAUGGCAUUUCCACUGAGAGAAAGAGUAUGUGCCUUUGUGAUUCUGUAUGAUGUAUUGGGAUUUUUUGUUUCUUUUGCAAGAUACUCUUUUUGGGAGAGAGUGCAAUGAAAGAAGACGUCUUCUUUUGAUAUAAUACUCAACUUUUGCUAUACUCAGCGAUCAUGGAUUGAAAAUAGCUUAAAUGAUACGAUAGCUUUUGAUUCAUGGAGCCCACCCACUAGCUCGUAAAUAUCUAUUUCGAUUAAGUAUUGAAAAUUAACUGUAAUUAUGAUGAACGUAACAUUUAUAUGACCUUUUUACGUCGCUACUUAUGUGAAAUUUAAUUUUGAAAUUUCCCUCAAUAUCACUUAAUUUAACCGUCCAAUAUUUGCGACAUUGGCAAAAUUGCUUUUCUGAUCAUUACAGUUUUGAAACUCAAAUUUCUGUGCAACCCAGCCCUUAUACAAAUAGCUUGUGCUAAAAACGUUCUUUGUUAGAGUUCAGUUAUAAUUCAUAAACAAAUUCCUGUGCUUUCGCUACCACUUACAACACGUAAAUAUCAACCCACUGCUAUGCUAUGCAACUAACCCCCGGGGUUGUUCGAAGCGAACAGAAUUACAAACACUCACUGUUGUAGGUUUAAUCACCCUUGCCUUAACGAAACAAGUCAUUAUCAUGUGAGAAAUUUGUUUGACAUCAAUGUAUGACAUGGAUUUUUUUAUUGUAGUCACUCAAGUUUCUUGUUACGCACAUCUAAAAUGUGUCUGGGUAUGUUCAGCUGUAUUUGAAGAGUGAAUUUUUUCAAAGCUGCAUCAAAAAGGCUCAGACAGGUCCUCUUUGCUUAAAUGAAUUGGAAGACUACUAUUCCGU
Rhopilema esculentum is the source of this 4100-nucleotide messenger RNA. Lineage: Eukaryota; Metazoa; Cnidaria; Scyphozoa; Rhizostomeae; Rhizostomatidae. The record is from RefSeq and is a predicted model, not a curated record.